GUUUAGAGAGCAGUCAGUAUGGACCCUCUCUUCCUCAAUCUGAGCCUGCCACAGCAGGCUGUUGCUGCCACUUCCACACCUCCAGUUGCAAAUCAGGUUAAUGGCCUUCCACAGGAGUCAAAACUCGCCACAUAUAUUAGUAACCGACACCAGCUGCCAGCCACCUCACAACCACAGCAGCAGCAACAGGAGCAUUCCCUCACCAAGAGCAUCGCUGCUCUUAGCCUGGAUGGGGUUGGAACGAGGAAAAUCAGUGUGCCAUCAGUGAGUAGUAUAGCAGAGUUUGUGCCAGGGUCAGGUGGAAGUGCUGGCCUGGCCCACUCUGCCUCCACGCCCUCCUUCCAUUCAUUCACUGGGCUCGGCUCGCCCUCCACACCAUCCUCGCUGAGUUUCACCCCUAUGACCGGCACUUCCCCAGCAGCCACAGUGGCAUCUCCCCAACGGCCUGUUUCUCCCCAAGGGUCACCAAGCAGGGGACGGCACUCCCCUCUGGUGGGGGGUGGAGACGACACAAGCAAUGCUUCCAGUUUGUCCACCUACCAAGAGAAUGUAGGGGGCACCACCUACUUCUUCACUGCCCAGGACCAGCAGUCAUUCACAGCUGGGGCAGCUCCUUCGCCUGCCCCAUUCACAGCUGGUCCACCUCCCCUGGUGUUCCCACCUUAUCACAUUCUACCGCCCACACCUGCCCAUAUCCACCACUUGCGUGCACCCAGCAACACGCCGCACUUCUUUAUGGGGGAUGAAUUGCGGCAUGACCUGUUGGAGAGACAUGCUCUGGCUCUGGCUCAUGUUGACCCAGAGAAUUUUCCUGAUUUACCACAAGAGGUUGACAUGUACCAUGAGUUGGUGCCCCUUGAACCUCAGCCUGCGAUAAACAAAUCAUCUAUGUUUGGAUAUGCUACCUCCGUUUACAAGGCGACCAAUAUCAAGACAGGGCUUCAUUACUGCCUUUAUCGUAUUCAUGGCUAUCGGCUGAGUAACGUGAAGGUCACCCAGCUGGUGGAUCUGUGGAAGAAAAUUCAACAUUCCAGUGUAACUCAGUUGCGAGAAGUGUUCACCACGAAGGCCUUUAAUGAUAACUCAAUUGUGUUUGUCUAUGACUAUCAUGCCGGAGCAGAGACCUUGGCUGCUCGUCACUUCUCCUCGCCAGCAGCACUGAGUGCCAGUGGGUGGGAGGGGCUUGUCAACUCACAUGGAGGGACAAGCGGGAACAGUCCCCAUGACCCAUCGUCCAGGAGCUUACACAAGAGCCAUCGCCACAAUUCCGGGAGCAGUCUGUUGCCAGAGGCGACCCUCUGGAACUACAUAAUCCAACUCACUGGGGCAUUGAGGACCAUCCACACUCAGGGUCUCGCUUGUCGCACACUAGACCCAUCCAAAAUUCUCCUUACAGACAACAAGUCAAGAAUCAGGGUGAACUGCUGCGGGAUUCUUGACGUGUUAAACUUUGAUCCGAAUGCUGCCAACCCCCUGGCCAACAUGCCUCAGUAUCAGCAAGAGGAUUUAGUGAACCUUGGGAAACUAAUGGUGGCUCUGGCAUGCAAUUCCAUUCUGGCGCUGCAACGAGACAACAUCCAGGCCGCUCUGGAACUCAUCAACAGAUCAUACUCACGGGAUUUGGCUAUGUUGGUAGUUUGUUUGCUCACCUCUCAGCGCAUCAAAAGCAUUAAUGAUGUUAUGCCAAUGAUUGGUGCCAGGUUCUACACUGCUCUAGAGAGUGCCACGCAGAGAGCAGAUGUUUAUGAGAGCGAGCUGUCCAAAGAAAUACACAAUGGUAGACUUUUCCGUCUCUUGACAAAGUUGAAUACCAUUGUUGAUCGACCAGAACUCAAUAUGGACACAGCCUGGUGUGAGACAGGAGAUAGAUAUAUGCUGAAACUCUUCCGUGAUUAUGUGUUCCAUCAGGUAACUGAUGAUGGAAGACCGUGGUUGGACUUGGGACAUGUGGUGACUGUUCUGAAUAAGUUAGAUGCAGGGUCUCCUGAUAAGAUUUGUUUGAUGUCUCAUGAUGAGCAAAACAUCCUGGUGACCUCCUAUGCAGAAUUAAAAAGGUGCUUCGAACGCUCCUUUGCCGAGCUGCUGCAGGCAGCAUCUUCACAUAAGGCAACAUAACCCUAUACAAAGGGGUGGUUGACUUCUUGACCCUCCAAUAAGCAAUGGGAAACAAUCAUCUCAAAGCCACUUAUUUUAUCUGAUGGAAUUUACUCAUUUUUUGAUGCAUCGGAGGGGUUGGGAAAAGGGAUGAAGAUGAAGGUACAGUAGUGGUAAUGGUCCAUGUAUUAAACUUACCAAUCCAUGUAAAAUAAAAGACAAGUUUAUUUUGCUACUAAAUAACCAUUGGUGAAGACUGUUUGUAACUUGAAUCAGUGAAAGUUUUGUGUCAUUGAUUGAAGAGCAGUGAGGUUUCUUCUCAGUAGAAUUGUAUUAGGACUUGGUUUUUGGCUGGUCUGAGCUGGGAAGAUGAAAGUUUCAGUGAGGAUUGUACACGGGAAGACAAAUAGAAUGGACGUUAAUGCUC
Molecule: messenger RNA, 2521 nt
Organism: Penaeus monodon (black tiger shrimp)
Lineage: Eukaryota; Metazoa; Arthropoda; Malacostraca; Decapoda; Penaeidae
Gene: PAN3
Product: PAN2-PAN3 deadenylation complex subunit pan3-like
Biological process (GO): protein phosphorylation; nuclear-transcribed mRNA poly(A) tail shortening; mRNA processing
Cellular component (GO): P-body; PAN complex
Molecular function (GO): ATP binding; protein kinase activity; poly(A) binding
Source: RefSeq, a predicted model, not a curated record